Molecule: messenger RNA, 1401 nt
Organism: Colletotrichum lupini
Lineage: Eukaryota; Fungi; Ascomycota; Sordariomycetes; Glomerellales; Glomerellaceae
Exons: 6
Coding region: 1-1401 (466 amino acids)
Source: RefSeq, a predicted model, not a curated record
AUGGCCUGGAUCCCAGUUCCCACAACGUCGAUAUGCCCCGCCCCCAAACGGCGAGGCGAAAAAGUUGGGGUUUUGAUGGUGGCGAUCGUCUGGCGGCCCUCCUGCAAAUCACCAUCCACGCUCGCCAAGCUAUUCCUUAAGAGCAAGCUCUUGCGAUACCUACGUAAAGCCUUUCAGCCCAGACUAGCCUGCGUGCCCCCAUGCCUCCUAACUCUUCCCCGAAUGUUCCACGGACACGAGAACAUAGCGCGGACCCUCUUACUCGCAUCCAUCCCGCGCUGGGUCUCGACAGCCACGCAAACUAGCGAUAGUCCCGCCCGCCAACAUCUGCCCUCUCAAGCCAGCCCGCCUGCAUGCCUAUCACACAAAGUGCCUGUUACUAUCUUACCUACCUCUGAAAGAAGCCGCCGCCUGUCCGAUGUCUCAUCCCUGCACGUCUAUCUCCCGGAAGUCAUCCCAGAUCCACGCGAGUGGCAAAACUACUUGGCGAUGCAAUGGAAGCUUCGAAAAAGUUACCCAAGCUCCCUCCAUGCGCGACGGUUCUGGCCAGUUCCAACCGGGAUCAACCCUCCCCUUGUCCUCAAUCCUCCGGCUUUUUUCCAGAUGCAUUUUCUCUAUUCCGACUUCUACCCUUCAACAUUACUGUCAAGCAUUAUUGCCGCCAGUCUAACAUCUUUACCGUCAAGUGACUGCGGCGCUAGGUCGCUUCCCCUGUCGCUCAUCUUCAAUAUUCUCCGUAACAUCACAGCCAUGCUCUGGUGUAUGGACACUCCAUUUUUUCCGAUUUUUUCAAGGCCAGGCCGAACCAACUUCAUCUUCACGAUCCUAAUAACCAACAUCCACCCAUCUUGCACUUUUGUCACCACCCUCAUCAUACCCGCCCCUCCACAACGCAAUAUGUCAGGAUCUAGCUACUACCAGCGUCCCGCUCCGAGGUACGACGUCCAAUCUCUCACUUCUCCCCUUGCACCCUGUCAGACCGAUCCUAUUGCCUGCCAGCUACUCUCAAUAUUCCACGUCUGCAAACACCGGCGGGCAGAGACGCGAUACACCUGCCAAUCAAACGUCAUAUACUACCACAAGCUACUCACGCUCAUCCGACCCGAUGGACAGAUUCUGGGCAAUGGAGUUCGGCAAGUCGUCGCUAAUACGACCGGUUGGCUCUUCGAAGGAUUUGCUCGAUACCCACCCAGCAUAGCAUUUCACAUUGUGUAUCACCAUUCGAGAAACCUUGAUUCCCCGCAAAAUAUCUACCGUCCCUUGACUCCCCGCAUCACCACCUCACAUCGUCACCGACCAAGGCCGCCGCAACGCCCCAGGGAAGCGCAAAAGCAAAAGCGAGCAUCCGCAACAGCGUUGGAACUCCUCCACCUGGGCUCGAACCAGGGAUCUCCCGAUUAA